UGUUGAUGUAUUUCACAUUUGGCAAGCUUAACGGAUUGUAAGAGGAUUCAAAAUGCUCCUUCUCCUUCUUUUUCUGAGCUGUUGGAUCGUUACAGGUAACAUGAGACAACGUUUGGUUUGUCGCCAUGUUGAAUGUUGAAUCAAAGGGGAGGAUCCAACAGUGAAAUAUUAUGGACUAAGAAACAACUCAGUGUGUCUUCGUGUUACCAAGCCACCACCAUACAUGGAUGGUCAUUGGAAGAAAGAAAAAAAAACAAUUGCUUCUCUUGCAUUUGUUAAUCCCGACUAUGAAAAGAAGGUGGUCUUCAGUCGUGAAAACUUCUCCUUGUGUAUAAACGAGCUGACAGAUUCAGACUCUGGUGUCUAUGAAGCCUUAUUCACAGACUCCAAGUACAGUUCACAUACAGAAACUCAUCAUGUUACUGUGGAAGGUAUGGUUCCUCCGCCUGUGGUGGUGGUGCAUGCCUCCAACCUGUCUGCAGGAUCCUGCAACAUCACAGUGAACUGCUCUAUCCAGGACGACUGGGCGACGUCCCACUGCGACGCAGACGGAUGCAAAACGUCCCAGACGUCAACCCACACUUUCAACAUCAGCAUCUUCACAGAGAAGAGAACUGCUGUCUGCAGAGGAAACAACUAUGUCAGCACAAAUCAUGAAAUUGUGAACAUAGAUGACUGUUUCAGUCAUCAGAGGAAACCUCAGAAACACCCCACAUCACAUCAUAUACUCAUUUUGAUCAUGGUUUGCUGUUUGGUCUGUGUGUGUGUGCUGGGUUUGGCUCUGAGGUGCUAUCACCACCCCCGGAGAUCUCCAGCUCCGCCAAAAGAAGGCCAGCCAGUGCAAACACCUUCACAAGAAGAGGCCGAAGUCUCCACGCCUUCUUCCUGCUACGAGAACGCGGGGCAGCCCAGGCCCACUGCCAGCCCCACACAGCAGCCGGGCUCCCUGGAGAGUCCCACGGCCGAUACCAUCUACGCCUUCCCGAAUGUUGCUGCCUCUGCCGGCAAAAGGGACGGCAGGAAAGACACUGGACAGGAGAACACGCCUUCCACUUCACAGUCUGUCACUGUGCAUGAGACACAGCGGCCAGAGGUUGACACAGUUUACUGUCUGCUGCAGUUGCCAGGAAAGUGAAGUGACAGCACCACCAACUGGUCGAUACCGGAUUCAAGGAGCUCUGAUCAAACAAUGCAAGUUGAUCACGAAUGCUGGAAAGCUGUUGAUGAAAGCUGGACACACCUUUAAUAAAUACUUCAAAAAAGAAGACAUGUGAGUUGAUCAGCAGAUGAAGUUCUUCCCUGUCUGGAGUCCCGAUCAGGGAGCCAAUAACAAUCAAUAACAGAAUAGCAUUUGUAUAAAAUAGUAGAACUUGAAAAUUCUUAAAAUUUUACUCGUACACAUACCAAUCCUCACAAAGGAUACAGGACGGAGCAAGUAGUAAACAAAUAAAGUGAGGAAUAAAUAAUCUAAGUCAGCCUGAGAAGUUCAGAGAUUCUUUAAUAUUAAUGAGAAUGAAAAAAGUAAGACAGAUUUUAAAUUAUGUUCUGCCAAAAUAUCAAGAGGAGGAGGAAGGCAGUUGGUGCAACAGACAUCGGAACUCUGCAGCUGUCCUGGAGAACACUGAAACUUGAUGGUGAACUGUGGUUGAGAGCUUUGAUCCUUGUUUGAUGAUCAUGUGUCAGAUCGUGACUGUCACUCGGCUGCAGCUUCACGCUCACAUUAGAGUUAGAAGGUAACGCUGGGUCCUGAAAAGUCACUGAGGGGGCGGGGCUAUAACUCGGUCACAACAUGGAGUGAGUACUUCAGACAGGUCAUCGCAUCUGGCCCGCAGCUGGACCUGUGACCACUGUGUAUUGAUCUGUUGGAAGUCAUGUGGAUGCUUACUUGAAUGGGUGAGAAGGUUUUUCGUAUUAUUGUAUUUUUCAGUGACAGUUCUCAUGUUGACACUCACUGCCUCUUUACAUAAACUUUACUGGAACUUGUA
Messenger RNA from Salarias fasciatus (jewelled blenny), 1985 nucleotides. RefSeq lists its product as uncharacterized. Lineage: Eukaryota; Metazoa; Chordata; Actinopteri; Blenniiformes; Blenniidae. Bases 224 to 1135 code for a protein of 303 amino acids. The record is from RefSeq and is a predicted model, not a curated record. Gene Ontology annotation, cellular component: membrane; cell-cell junction. The transcript has 6 exons.